This is a messenger RNA of Dioscorea cayenensis subsp. rotundata (Guinea yam), 1048 nucleotides long. RefSeq names its product PHD finger protein ING2. The coding region runs from base 42 to 800 and encodes 252 amino acids. Gene Ontology annotation, cellular component: nucleus. The transcript has 7 exons. NCBI's taxonomy places the organism in Eukaryota, Viridiplantae, Streptophyta, Magnoliopsida, Dioscoreales, Dioscoreaceae. The record is from RefSeq and is a predicted model, not a curated record.
CAGGAGAGAGAGAGAGAGAGAGAGAGAGAGAGAGGAAGAGGAUGGCGAUCGCGAGAACGGGGGCAUACGUUGAUGAUUACUUGGAAUAUUCGAGCACGCUUGCUCCGGAACUGCAGAGACUUCUCUCCACCAUGAGAGAGCUUGAUGAAAGGGCUCAAGGUAUAAUCAAUCAAACAAGAGAACAGACUAAUGACUGCUUGGGAAUUCAUUCUCAUAGCUCCAAGAAAGUGAUCCAUGAAGAUGAUGAAACAACAUUUGAAAAGUUGAAGAAAGAGAUUGAGGCUAGUCAAGAGAAUGCAUUGAGCCUUUGUACUGAGAAGGUUUUGCUUGCACGGCAGGCUUAUGAUCUUAUUGAGAGUCAUGUAAAACGGCUGGAUGAGGACCUGAACCAGUUUGCUGAAGAUUUGAAGCAAGAAGGAAAGAUACCACCAGAUGAGCCUGCUACACUUCCACCUCUACCUAUUAAAGAUGAAAAGCGGAGGUCCGGUCAUUAUACACCACAAGUAAAAAGGUUAAGAGAGAGGGAAUGGGAAAGGGAGAGGGAUGUUGAUAUUGAGCUGAUGCCUCCCCCAGGUAGUCAUAAGAAAUCACUUCCUGUAUCUGUAGAUGCAGAUCAACCCAUUGAUCCUAAUGAACCCACAUACUGUGUCUGCCAUCAGGUGUCUUUCGGAGACAUGAUUGCAUGCGACAAUGAGAAUUGUGAAGGAGGAGAAUGGUUUCACUACUCUUGCGUUGGGCUGACCUCGGAAACAAGAUUUAAAGGGAAAUGGUUUUGCCCUACAUGCAGGCUACAACAAUGAAUUGCAUUCUGUUCAAUGCCAAACUUUUUCGGUUUUUUUUUUUUUCGGUCGGGCUUAUUUCUUCCAUUGAAGCUAGGGUUUGUGAAGUGGUGUGGUUUGAGCAUCAUGUGUUGUUGGUACUUGAUGUCUUCACUACCUGAUAUUGCUUGUGGAUGGUUUUGUUUACCAACAUGUAGAAAGAAACUGGUGUCAGAUGAACUUGACCUUUUAUUGUAUUCCAAUUGAGUGCUUAAUAUGAAAACAACUCA